UGCCUCUCUCACUCGCACCAGUGUCAAACCGGCACAAUGAGUGAGUCCUAAAGGAGUAAAUGUACCUUGCCGUGGUCACCGACGGGUUCACACUAGUUCAUAGGGUUCAUCUGAGGAGAGGGCUGAACCCCUCCUCCUCCCCAGAGACCCACAGCGGAGCUAAUCUAAUGCUAUUCAUUUCUUUAUCAAUAACGGAUUUUCAUUCUUAAACACCGGACCAGCGAAAAGACUCCUAGUGUGUUGCUAGAUCACUACUGUGCAAUGGGGGAAAGUUCUACACUGAAGACAUGUGAUGUCAUCAUGGCUGUUCUAUGACACUGAAGCUCCAUAAAAUUCCUGUACAUGGUCCUGACUCUUAGAUCAUUUUUCACAAUUAGCCCUGCAACAUGGCCAGCAAAAGGAAGUCCACCAUUCCCUGCAUGAUUCCAUCCAAGAACAAACACCUGCGAGACGAAAUCAUGCUGGGAUGUUUACCAGAACUCCUGCCUACUAUACCUGAAGACAGCAUCUUGAGCAUCUCUGGUCAGGAGGAAGAGGAACAGAAGAUCCCCCUUGUUUUCAGACAUGAUGGCAACAAAUCAUACUGUGAAAGGGGAACAUACAGCUGCCCACCAUGUGGAUUUGAAAUGUCAGAUCUGAACCUUUUCCUCAACCACAUGGACAGCAGCCAUAUGGACUUUCACACACAACCAAUAUUUUACUGCCUGAAUUGCAAGGUUUCACUGGCAAAGUUUGAGGGUCUGGCAUUGCAUAACGCAAAAAUACAUCCCAAGCUGCACACAGCAGGGAGUCCUGGCAAAGUAUCUUUGCAGGUUACUAAGCGAGAUGGAGUUAUAAGAGUGGAACAGACACUGUUUACAGAAAGAGAGGAUUUCAGUGAGACUGGUAUAUCCAUUACUAAGACCCCAAUAAUGAAGAUGAUGGUCAAAGGGGAGCACAAGAAAAUUGUAGUUUCUCACACAGUUGAGGUACAGAGGCCAGAGUUUAGUGUUGACAAGGCCAUGACAGUAGCUAAUGGCACCACAGGGAGGAAUUUUCCCCCAUCAAAAGCACAAGUUCUGACUGGUACUGGUUCUGUCUCAGUGAUGAAACUGCCAAACACUCAUGGCAUACCAGUAACACAGAACUUAAGGCAUUCUAUCCCAUCUGGUCCCAUAUCAAACAGUGAUCUCCCAAAAGUAAUGAUUCCUUUAAGCAGCAUUCCCACCUAUGAUCCCGCCAUGGACUUAAGCAGUUUCCUUAAGACUUCUUUCGGCAAGUUUCCAUACCCCACCAAGGCAGAGCUCUGUUAUUUGACUGUGGUGUCUGGUUUCCCAGAGGAGCAGAUUAAGCUCUGGUUCACAGCUCAGAGGCUGAAACAAGGCAUCAGCUGGUCUCCUGAGGAAAUUGAGGACACAAGAAGGAAGAUGUUCAACACUGUGUUCCAAGCUACACCUAAAUCAUCACAAAGGCAAUCCUAUCAACAGUCUCCCCAACACUGUGUCUCUGUUAAGUCCACUUCUGCAAGCUCUGGCUACAUACCACAUGCGCCAAAGUGUAGUUUGAUAGGAUGGAAAGGAGGGGUCAUAGUCACCCAGCCAGGUAUAACCCAAGUUUCCCCUCUAAGGCACCAAUCAGUGGUGGAUACACCACAAGUCACUGUUCGACAUGGGAUCUUCACAAAGGAAACUGGAAAUGGGUUAUUCUCAAUGAAAGCUGAGAGCAGCUCAGUAAGCCGAGCGGAUCACAGACGUGGUGAAAAAACUGAGACAGGAACCAGUGGACCUGGCACAACCAUUAGCAUAGUUGGUGGCACAGCCAGUGCAAGUGUGUCAAAUAGUGCUAAUCAGAUGAAAAACAGUAGUUAUACUGAUGGAAGCAUAAUGAACUUGACUAACAUUGUCAGGAAAAUUGAUUGUAAUGUAAAUCACAGAAACACCAAUUGCACCAGCAAAUCCUACACAAGCUCAUCUUCCAUAUGUGGACAGGAGAACCUAUUGACAACUGACAAAAAAGAAAGCAGCAACUGCAACAUCGCCACCAGCAGCAAUUCCAGUAAUGGAAGUAUUUACAAAAGCACCAGCCACAGUACUAUUUGCACUAAAAAGGAGGGCAACAUAUCUGACUACACCAGCAAAGCAAGGAACACUGACUCUAACGUCACUUGUAGCAGCACUGGAGCAGAUGGGUUUUCGCCAGUCCUUACCCACAGCCUUAGUGUCCAGACUGGUAGUCUGCUGGAUCCAUUCCUUAGUAAGAGCAAGAGCAAACUGCCUGAGGAACUAGAGACUUUAAAGCAAAGCAUUAUCCAGAGCCCAUUCUCAGAACAGUCAAAACUCAUGGCAGCCAUGGACGUGCCCAUAUGGGAGGCCGAUAAACCGUACAGUAGUAGCUUGACAGAGUCGCAGUUGGCUGCAGAGCCAUUGCUCAGUAAUAUGCCCACAACCUCUUUUUGCUCAGAUGAUUCAUGCCUUCAGGAGGAUAAAAAUAAACCCUCCUCUAAGUCUCUGCCUGCUCAAGUACAGAAACUUUCCCCAAAAACAAUUCUGGGAGCUUCUCAGGUUCCAUCUCCAGACUUCACUGCCAUUCAUUACAGGGACCAUGAACCCCCUGCCUUAGAGGAUGCUCCUCAGCCAUCUAAGGUUGUUGUAGACAUGCCAAAUUUUAACAGCAAAGUUAAGCAAAGAGAAACUGAUUAUAGGUUUUUGGAGCAGCAGAAAAGCCAAACAAACAAAAUGUUUUGUAACACUAACAAAGAUGAGCACUCUAGGAUAGUACACAUGCUACACACUUUGGAAAAGGAUGAGAGUAAAAAGAUGGCUUCAGGGGAUGAGAUACUGCCUCUCCAGCAGCACAAAGAAGAGCUGGACCACUGGGAGGAGAGCAGCUAUUAUGAUCUAAAGAACAACCUUGUGAAGAUCAGCAGCUUCAAGCCCCUCAAAGAACAGGAGCACACGUCUGAGUGCAACAGGAAGAAAACAAAUAACCAGCAACUGGAUGAAGAUGAUGGUUCCAAUUAUGAAAAUGGGUCUUCAAAGUGGCAAGCAAGCCACCAGUUUGUUGAGGAUGAUAAAUAUAUCAACAAACAUUCAAAGAGGCAUGAUGACCAGACUAACUGUAGGGAGCUUGAAACUAAUUCUGAGUAUCUCAGCUCAGAGCGACAAAGUAUUUUUCAGAAUUUCGACACUCGAGUUCCUAUGGCAGCAAAGAAAAAUUUAGAAGGGAAAGAAGAGACUGUGGAGAAAGCACCACCAAAAGAUCACUGGUUGAUGAAAGAUGGAGAGCACCAGCAAGACACUCAGUCAAGAGACUGUAUGAGAGGAGAACUGCUGAAAGUAUGAGGACCCCACAUGAAUGCUCACUUAUGCUCAAGUUUUUAACUGUUUUGAUAUAUGACAGCAGAUCAGACUGUUGUCAGUGAAGGACUUUUGUGGUGUGCAUCCUGUCAUUGAGUGACAGAGGCUCUGUUGUAGGUCAGACUUCAUUUUGUAAGAGGCAAAAGUAAAGUAGGAAAUGUACAUGGUUGUAACUGCACUACUGAGGGUGUUCUAGACUGUACAACAAAAUUGUAUAAGUGGGAUGUUGUGAUACUUCGUAUUAUUUCAAAUAAUCAGCACUUCUGCAUUGCCUUGAGUUUUUAUUUACUAAUGUUUUCCUUCUGUAUGUCCAGAUUGAAAAAGCUUAAGAGCAGUUUAAUUUUCAUAAACAAAAGCUGAGCAGUUACAAGUUUUCACUCUUACCUGCUUUAGUGGUGUUUGUUUGCACAAACCAGAGAUUAGCCAGACAUGGUAACAUUGCCUUAACAGUCACCCAUUUACUUGUAUGACUGGCUACCCAAUUUGCUUCCCAGCAACUGUGUUGUAAAGACAAUGAUGGGUGUACAAAAGUGUGGGGUAUAAAUCCCAAGAGAACUGCUGCUAUACUUUUUAAGGAAACUGAGUGUUUUUUUUUUCUUCAGAAACAAAAUAUUAUAAUGUGAAAGGUUAAAAAGAAGUGGAAAUAAUUUGUUAACUUAUAAUGGAAAGAGCUUGAAACAGUGUGCUUACAGUCCAAGUGAGAAGGAAUUCUCAAAGCCAGCCAAAACAAGUGUUCCACUAACUGGAUAUUCCCUAAGUUUAUGAAGUUGGUCUUUUUUUAUUUACACAUUAUGCAUCACUGAUAUGCUGCUAAAUUGAAAAGAAAAAAAAAUCCAAAGUGAACAACCUAAAGGUGCUUCUCAUCCCAUAUCAUUUGCAUUUGUAUAUCACAUUAUUUUUAAACAAAAUAUUAAAAUCUGGACUUACAUUA
This is a messenger RNA of Electrophorus electricus (electric eel), 4266 nucleotides long. It is a transcript of the gene zhx3a, whose product is annotated as zinc fingers and homeoboxes 3a. Gene Ontology annotation, cellular component: nucleus. NCBI's taxonomy places the organism in Eukaryota, Metazoa, Chordata, Actinopteri, Gymnotiformes, Gymnotidae. The record is from RefSeq and is a predicted model, not a curated record. Gene Ontology annotation, biological process: regulation of transcription by RNA polymerase II. Gene Ontology annotation, molecular function: DNA-binding transcription factor activity, RNA polymerase II-specific; DNA binding.